Fusarium redolens is the source of this 1009-nucleotide messenger RNA. RefSeq names its product 6,7-dimethyl-8-ribityllumazine synthase. Gene Ontology annotation, molecular function: 6,7-dimethyl-8-ribityllumazine synthase activity. Bases 227 to 817 code for a protein of 196 amino acids. The transcript is spliced from 3 exons. Gene Ontology annotation, biological process: riboflavin biosynthetic process. Gene Ontology annotation, cellular component: riboflavin synthase complex; intracellular anatomical structure; mitochondrial intermembrane space. NCBI's taxonomy places the organism in Eukaryota, Fungi, Ascomycota, Sordariomycetes, Hypocreales, Nectriaceae. The record is from RefSeq and is a predicted model, not a curated record.
AUCGAGAAUGUAGAGAGCUUCAUUGAAGAAGGAGGUGAUUCAGCCUCUUACCUUAGUUCCUCUUAGUCCUUCCUUCCGACUAACACAUCACAUACAAAAAGUGCACCAGCUGCCGCCAAGAGGUUAGGAAGGUCCGAUUAAGAUCGCGGCAGCUUCAUCUCAAUUGCCGACAUACAGACAUUCACUAUCGCAUCAUUAAAGCUGAUCUCAACCUCAAAUUCUAACGAUGUCUCUCAAGGGUCCCUCUCCGCAACACCAUGAUGGCUCUGGCCUGCGCAUCGGCAUUGUCCAUGCUCGUUGGAACUCAACCAUCAUCGACCCUCUCGUGACCGGCGCCAAGGAGAAGCUCCUCGCAGCUGGUGUUAAGGAGUCCAAUAUUGUCAUCCAAUCUUGCCCCGGCUCCUGGGAGCUCCCCAUUGCUGUCCAGCGCCUGUUCUCCGCUUCCCAGAUCCAGGGCACCUCGACUGGCGGUCCUUCGGCAACCGAUCUUCUGGCUUCGUCCACUACCGAUCUCACCUCUCUUCCCGCUUCCUCUGGCGCCUUUGAUGCCAUCAUCGCUGUCGGCGUUCUGAUCAAGGGAGAGACCAUGCACUUUGAGUACAUUGCCGAGUCAACUUGCCAGGGCCUUAUGCGCGUGCAGCUCGACACUGGUGUUCCCGUCAUUCUGGGUGUCUUGACUGUUCUGACCGAGGAUCAAGCGAAGGCUCGCGCCGGUGUCGAUGGCAAGGGCCACAACCAUGGAGAGGAUUGGGGUCUGGCGGCUGUCGAGAUGGGUGUCAAGAGAAAGGAGUGGGCCAACGGCACAAUUGAUGGUUAGAACAAGAGCAAUGUGCAUAACAAAUGAUAAAACUUCACAUUUGGACAUGGCGUAGAUAACCUCAGCGCCCCCCAACGGAUCCAUGGAAGCAUGACUUGGGCCACAGAUGAAUAACGUUCCGAAAAUGACCUCCCAAUUAGUCAAUUACCGCAUAAAGAUGUAUCUAUCAUGCACCAGUCUCAGUCCCAAUGA